CAUGUCACUGCUGCCAGUGUCACCAAAUAAUGACAUCAAAACCUUAAAAAACGACAAUCAGAGACAAGUCUUGUCUCUGCGACAAUGUUAUUUUCCCUAAUCUUCAAGUCCUUGUCGACUAUUAGCAGCAGGUUGUUUCGAACAACUUGGUAUAAAAAUAAGUAGCAGUGUGACAGAAAUCAGAGCUGUUCAAGGAAAAACUGCCCAGGUCAUCAUGAGCGCAGACUUGGAUGAUUUUGAGCGCGAGCUCAUGCAGUAUUCCGAACUGGGGCCCAUUCCGGAAAUACUGGCUCCUCCCCCAAUAACUAUCCAAAGAUAUCAACAAAUUAUCAGGGAGAACAACGCCGCUAGUAUAUUUGAUGCUGACUACAGCUGUCCAGAAACUACAGCGUAUACAGCUACUAGCCCAGCUACUAGCGAAGACGAAGAAAACAAUCCGGAGGCGAUUCUCUACAGAAAUGAACAGCAUGUGACUCGCGUUACUUCAGGCCGAGGACGAGGAGGCCGAAAUAUAUUUCAUCCACCUGGACAUCAAGUUGGGUUGUCGGAAGAUGACCUGGAACUGAUUCGAGAUAUUAGAAAGGUAGCACCACUAGGAUACGCAAAUGAAAUUACGGAAAAUGCAAUACGCGCCCACCAGAGAGCCAAACGACUGGAGCGUGCAAUGGAAGAGAUUAAAAUAGCUGAAAAUAGUGGUAAGGCCCAACCAGAUGUAAAAUCUGAUACAGAAUCGGUAGCAAAUACUUCAGCUUCAUCGCCUUCAAGAAAACAGAUCGAUGAGUUUGAGGAUUGUAUAAAGCAGGAAACACCAUCUCCUUCAAAACCAGGUCUAAAGACGGAAAGUCAACACGUUUCAGUAGAUGAGCCAGCACCUGUGCCGAUCAGCACGCUACUUAAACAGUGCAGGGAAAGACACAAGCAGAAACAGCACCGAUUGGUACGGGAAAAUGAGGCAAGUUCCGGUAAAGAUGAAGCUGCCUUGUGCAAUAGCGUGCCAGCGGGAAGUCAAAAGACUCCCAAGAAAAAGUCGUCUAAUAGACCAGACGGAGAAAAUAGCAAGUAUGAAAAUUUGCCGUGGAGGCAAAGAACUAAUUCGCCGCCUCGGUUUCCUUGGAGCGGUAAGAAAUCAAAUUGUCAACGAUUGAGCUUGAAGUCGUUGCAAGAUUUUCCACCUUUACCUUAGUUGAUUUGACAACUUAAAUAUCCAAUCUAAAAUUAUUAUUUUCGAAGCUGCCUCCUUUUGGGAGCGCGCACCUUAGUAAUUGUUUGUACAUUGUCUAUUAUUAUACAGACAAAUCCAUGCUGAUUAAGACAGAAUGACGCUGGGUGGAAACACCUUUGAAAGUGGUUAAUAAUUAAACAGUUUUUAUUAAGAAAAUACAAGAAAAACAUUUUAAUUACUGAACCUUCGUUGGGGUUUUUACCGAUUACAGAGCUCAGAAUUACAAAAAAACCUACAUAUUUGCCAUUUAUUUAAGUUAAGGCAACUGCUAAUCAGUGAGUAGUUUAUCUGGAAGCUGAAUUGUGUUUGUUUACGGUUGUUUCCAAGUUGAAAGUAGACAGUGAAAAAUGAACAUUAAGCUUUUCGCUUACAUAAAACUGCCUGUCCAUCUCUCAAGUCUGAAUGCCAAAGAAACGUGCGUGUUAUUGCAAUGGAAUGCGCCUUAACGGCAAUCAUUCCACCUAAGACUUUCCAUUGCAACUACAGCCCAUUCUAAUGGUUAAUGUGCGUCAAAGAAGGGUUUUGUUGGACGUGCCCCAUACUUCUAUAAUGUGGAUGAUCGUGAGACCAAUGAAAUAAUUGUUUCGGCUUUUAAGAGUUAUGUGAUUCUUUUGAACGUUGUAGAGAAUAUAUUUUUUUUAAUUGGAAAUCAAGGAAAUGUUUAUCCUGAUCAUUAGAGACAAGCCAAAAACUAAGUUGUAGAUAA
Molecule: messenger RNA, 1928 nt
Organism: Dendroctonus ponderosae (mountain pine beetle)
Lineage: Eukaryota; Metazoa; Arthropoda; Insecta; Coleoptera; Curculionidae
Exons: 3
Coding region: 215-1183 (322 amino acids)
Source: RefSeq, a predicted model, not a curated record